AGGAGGGCUGUCCAGCUGUAAUUGUCGAGGAAGUACCCAGCGCCCAGGUGGAGGAGUGUUACUCGGCCCAGGUGCUGGUCUACGAUGAUGAGACAUAUCUGAUGCAGGACGUGGCUGAGGAGCAGGAGGUGGUCACCGAAGUGGCUGAGACUGUGGAGAUGUCAGGUCAUGUGUGUUUCGACAAAACGUUUGAAGCAGCUGAAGCUCUUCUCCACAUGGAGUCUCCUGGAGGACUGCACAAUGAGCGCAACACAGAGGAUGUGAUGAUGGAGACUGUGGUGGAGGUGUCUACAGAGUGUGGCUCUAUAGAGGAGGAGUCCUUCCCCAUCGCUCCUGAAUGUGAGCCUGCAGCCAAAAAGAAGAGAGGAGGUGGACGUAAGCCCAAGACACACCAGCCUGCUUCCAAUGGAUCCUUCGACCUGGGGAUCAAGAAGAGGCCGAGAGAAGGCAAAGGCAACACCACCUAUCUGUGGGAAUUUCUGCUGGAACUGCUGCAGGAUAAAAACACCUGUCCUCGAUACAUCAAGUGGAUGCAGAGAGAGAAGGGCAUCUUCAAGCUGGUUGACUCCAAAGCAGUGUCCAAGCUGUGGGGGAAACACAAGAACAAGCCCGACAUGAACUAUGAGACCAUGGGCCGAGCCCUGAGGUAUUACUAUCAACGUGGCAUCCUGGCGAAGGUGGAGGGUCAGCGUCUGGCCUAUCAGUUUAAAGACAUGCCCAAGAACAUCCGGGUGAUAGACGACGAGGGAGAGGGCGAGGAGGUGGAGGACAGUGAAGGCAUGAUGUCAAGCCAGCACCUGGCUCACCAGCAAGGCCCUGUCAGCCUGGGCACCAAUUCCCCUGCUGCCACCCAGCCUCAGCAGACCUACGUCACUGUCAUCCCCAGCAACGCUGCCAACAGGCCCAUCCGAGCCAUGCCAGUGGUUAUGACCAACUCACUAGGUCAGGUGACGUUAAACUCCUCCUCCAUUCUCACCACUACCACAGGAGUCCCUGUAACGGUAGCUAAUGCCUCGGGCGGCGCUCCCCCCAAACUGGUGAUCCAGGCCCUGCCCACUAUGCUGCCGGCCGGGUCUAAAGCAGGAGAGAAGAUCACCAUCAUCACCAUCCCAGCCAACCAGCUGGCCACGCUCAUGCAGGCCAACUCGUCAGGCCAGAUCACUCAGCUCAUCCAGGCCAAACCUCUUGCUGCACAGCUAGCGCAGGCUGCCACUAAACCUGCCGCCUCUACAGUCCAGCUAACGGCUGGCCGAUCGGCGCCGCACCUCAUCCUGGCCAAACCGGCGGUGGUGGCCCAGCCAUUGCCUCAGCUCUCUGUCCAGGUGAGCCAGCCUCACUCUGCCCUGUCCAAAAGCCCAUCCCCCUCCCCAGUUCUGAAGCCCCCCAGUCAGCCUGAAGCAGCACAAUCAGAGGCAGCAGAGGUUCUGCCCCCGUCCAGCCUACCAGCAGCAUCAACUGAAACCCCAUCAUCAUGAGAGCUCCACCCUGAGUGGGGGCCACCGGUGGGGUGGUGUACAGGAAGUGACUGUGGACACUGCUGAGCAAGUGCAGGACACGUCCUAUACAGUACCCCUCACUCUAUGGAGCUGCUGCAGCCCCAGUAAGGAUUAAAGAGACUGGUGCACAAACGCACGCACACGCACGCACGCACGCACACACACACACACACACAGAUCCUUCAGAGCUUAGAGCCUUAGAUUGUAAAGAAAAAAACAUUUCUUUUUUGUAAUCAAACGUAAUAUAAAAAGCCUGACAAGACUUUGUUGUAAAUGUAAAAAAAAGCAUUUUUGAUACUCUACCCGUAUGCAUCAGUACAGCUGUAGUUUGUUCCUCUGUUUCCUCCUCUGUUGUAGUCUUUAAUGGUUUGCAGAGUUCUCUUACUCCACAACACUGUCCCCUCUCCUAAAUCUUGGCAUUGUGUUUUUUUUUUUACUGUGCAUAAAAAUGGAGUAAGGAUGUCUGCAUCAGGAUUAAAGAACUAAAUGGUCUUUCA
Messenger RNA from Monopterus albus (swamp eel), 1993 nucleotides. It is a transcript of the gene elf2a, whose product is annotated as E74-like factor 2a (ets domain transcription factor). NCBI's taxonomy places the organism in Eukaryota, Metazoa, Chordata, Actinopteri, Synbranchiformes, Synbranchidae. Gene Ontology annotation, biological process: regulation of transcription by RNA polymerase II; cell differentiation. Gene Ontology annotation, molecular function: sequence-specific DNA binding; DNA-binding transcription factor activity, RNA polymerase II-specific. The coding region runs from base 102 to 1475 and encodes 457 amino acids. The transcript has 7 exons. The record is from RefSeq and is a predicted model, not a curated record. Gene Ontology annotation, cellular component: nucleus.